UUAAGAAGUACACUCCUGUUGCACCGGGAGGCUGGUGUUUUUCCACUCUCAGUGAUAUCACACGCGCGCCCGUUAUAAGGAACUGGAGUCCAGGAAAUAAAAAAAGCGUGCGAAUUAUUGUGUUGCGAGCGCUCCGUUACCUAUUCUCCGCACAACAACUAACAAGCAAGAAAGGGAAGGACCUAAGAGCACAAUCAAGUAGUCGACAGCAUGGCCCAGAAAGAGAAGCUUCAGUAUUUGAAGGACUUUCAUAAGGACACACUGAAGCCGUCUCCGGGUAAGAGUCCCGGCUCGCGGCCAGAGGACGAGGCGGAGGGCAAGCCUGCACAACGUGAGAAAUGGGCAAGCAAGAUGGACUUCCUGUUGUCUGUGGCUGGGGGUUUCGUGGGCUUAGGGAACGUCUGGCGUUUCCCUUACCUCUGCUACAAGAAUGGCGGAGGUGCAUUUCUCAUCCCCUACUUCAUCUUUCUGUUUGGUGGAGGGCUGCCUGUGUUUUUCCUGGAGGUAGCCCUCGGUCAGUACACUUCUGAGGGAGGCAUCACCUGCUGGGAAAAACUGUGUCCCAUUUUCACCGGCAUCGGCUAUGCCUCCAUAGUGAUCGUCUCUCUGCUUAAUAUCUACUACAUCGUGAUCCUAGCCUGGGGGCUCUAUUACCUCCUGAAUUGUUUCCAGCCAACACUACCCUGGGCUACGUGCAGGCACAGCUGGAACACUGACACCUGUGUGGAAGACACUGUCCGCAAGAACAAAAGCCUUUGGCUGAUAGCUAACGGCACCAACAGCACCAACGCCAGCGCUGCUGCUGCUCUCAACUUCACCUCACCUGUUACGGAGUUCUGGGAGCAUAAUGUUUUGUCCAUCUCCUCUGGCAUUAAUGAGAUUGGCCCCAUCAAAUGGGACCUGGCCCUGUGCCUGCUGGCCGUGUGGGUCAUCUGCUUCUUCUGCAUCUGGAAGGGGGUCAAGUCCACCGGCAAGGUGGUGUACAUCACUGCUACGUUCCCCUUUGUCAUGCUCCUGGUGCUUCUGAUCCGAGGGGUCACACUGCCCGGUGCUUCAGAGGGCAUCAAGUUCUACUUGUACCCUGACCUGGCCCGUUUGAAGGAUCCAGAGGUCUGGAUCGAUGCAGGAACUCAGAUUUUCUUUUCUUAUGCCAUUUGUCUGGGGGCAAUGACAUCACUGGGGAGCUACAAUAAGUACAAAUACAACUGCUACAGGGACUGUCUGCUGCUGGGAUGCCUCAACAGCGGAACAAGCUUUGUGUCUGGCUUUGCUAUAUUCUCCGUCCUGGGCUUCAUGGCACAAGAGCAAGGGGUGGCCAUCGCAGAUGUGGCAGAGUCAGGUCCUGGGCUUGCUUUCAUUGCCUACCCUAAAGCAGUAUCAAUGAUGCCCAUGCCGUCCUUCUGGGCCAUCCUCUUCUUCAUCAUGCUGCUGUUGCUAGGAUUGGACAGCCAGUUUGUAGAAGUGGAAGGCCAGAUUACGUCGCUGGUGGAUCUGUAUCCCUCCCUCCUACGGAAGGGCUAUCGUCGAGAGAUCUUCAUCGCUGUGAUUUGCUUCAUUAGUUAUCUACUGGGGCUCACCAUGGUCACCAAAGGUGGCAUGUACGUGUUUCAGCUAUUUGACUACUAUGCAGCCAGUGGUGUGUGCCUAUUAUGGGUUGCAUUCUUUGAAUGUAUUGCUGUAGCCUGGGUUUAUGGCGCUGAUAAUUUCUAUGAUGCGAUUGAGGACAUGAUUGGAUACAGACCAAACCCGUGGAUGAAAUGGAGUUGGACUGUGGUCACACCAGUCUUGUGCGUGGGUUGUUUUGCCUUUUCUCUGGUCAAAUACAAGCCCCUGACGUACAACAAGGUGUAUGAAUACCCUCAGUGGUCCAUCGGUGUAGGCUGGACUCUUGCACUGGCCUCUAUGGUGUGCAUCCCAAUGGUGGUGGUCAUCAAGAUCCUGCAGUCCGACGGGUCUCUGAUAGAGCGCAUCAAGGCAGUGGCAGCUCCAGUGGCGGGCUGGGCGAGCUCUCGAACCAAAGAAAACGGCCUGAAGAACAGUGAGCUCCUGCAUCCGCUGGACCCCAGCGGGGCCAUCGCGCUCACCAAACCCACCCACACCAUCGUCGAGACCACCAUGUAACGUCGCCCGACACACUCACACGCCCCUUUCCCCGUCGCCAUCGUAGAAAAAAACAAAUACUUUUUAGCCCUCUCUAUGAGAGAACCCCACACCCCUCCUUUUGCUUCCCUCCUCUUGUGUGUGCCCCCCACUCUUCU
Molecule: messenger RNA, 2258 nt
Organism: Alosa alosa (allis shad)
Lineage: Eukaryota; Metazoa; Chordata; Actinopteri; Clupeiformes; Clupeidae
Gene: slc6a6a
Product: solute carrier family 6 member 6a
Exons: 15
Coding region: 211-2121 (636 amino acids)
Biological process (GO): taurine transmembrane transport; neurotransmitter transport; sodium ion transmembrane transport
Cellular component (GO): plasma membrane
Molecular function (GO): taurine:sodium symporter activity
Source: RefSeq, a predicted model, not a curated record